AUGAAGUCUGAAAACCAAACAGAAUUCCAUUUCCACCCCUUCUCAACGCUGCCUGAGAUACAGUUGGCCAUCUUCCUGCUCCUUCUCUUGCUCUACGUACUCAGUCUCUGCGGGAACGGUGCUGUGCUGCUUAUUGUGCAGAUUGACCAUUCUCUUCAUAGCCCCAUGUUUUUUUUCUUAGGCAACCUCUCUGCUCUGGAGAUCUGCUACUCUUCUGCCAUUGCCCCACUGGCCUUGGUCAAUCUCCUCUCCCAGAAAAAUGCCACCAUCUCCAUAAGCGGCUGUGGAACGCAGAUGUUCUUCUUUAUUUUCCUAGGAGGAGCAGACUGUGUCCUGCUGGCAUUCAUGGCGUAUGAUCGCUAUGUGGCCAUUUGCCAUCCAUUGCAUUACAAACUCAUCAUGAGCCAAAGAGUCUGUGGAAGCCUGGCUGCUGCAUCCUUUACAUUGGGAUUCUUGUUGUCCCUACAGCUGACCAUUCUUAUUUUCCGCCUUCCUUUCUGUGGCAACAAUGAAAUCAAUCACUUCUUCUGUGAUAUUCCAGCCAUCCUGAGGUUGGCUUGUGGUGACACUCAUGUCCACCAGGUGUACGUCUUCAUUUGUAGUGUCCUAGUCCUGACGGUACCCUUCCUUCUUAUCUGUAUCUCCUAUGCCUUCAUCCUGGUGGCUGUUUUGGAAAUUCACUCUUCCAAAAGCCAGCAACGAGCCUUUUCCACUUGCUGUUCCCACCUGAUGGUUGUCCUCUUGCAGUAUGGUUGUUGCAGUUUCAUUUAUCUUCGCCCCAACUCCAUCUACUCACCAGAGGAAGGGCGGGUGAUGUCUGUGAUCUACACCUUCGUUACUCCUUUGCUGAACCCUAUGAUUUAUAGCAUAAGAAACAGGGAACUGAGGGAAGCACUCCACAGAGCCUUGAGAAGAAGAGCGCUUUCCCAGGAAAAAUGA
Molecule: messenger RNA, 939 nt
Organism: Pogona vitticeps (central bearded dragon)
Lineage: Eukaryota; Metazoa; Chordata; Lepidosauria; Squamata; Agamidae
Source: RefSeq, a predicted model, not a curated record